CUGGGCACACAGAGCCACCAUGCCAAACUGGGGAGGCGGCAACAAGUGUGGUGCCUGCGGCCGCACGGUCUACCACGCCGAGGAGGUGCAGUGUGACGGGAGGAGCUUCCAUCGGUGCUGCUUCCUCUGCAUGGUCUGCCGGAAGAACUUGGACAGCACAACUGUAGCUAUUCACGAUGCAGAAGUUUACUGCAAGUCUUGCUAUGGAAAAAAGUACGGCCCCAAAGGUUACGGAUACGGCCAAGGGGCAGGGACGCUGAACAUGGACAGGGGAGAGAGGCUGGGCAUCAAGCCUGAGAGCACAUCCUCUCCCCACCGACCCACCACAAGUCCAAACACUUCCAAGUUUGCUCAGAAGUUUGGAGGGGCAGAGAAAUGCUCUAGGUGUGGAGAUUCUGUUUAUGCGGCAGAGAAAGUCAUAGGAGCUGGGAAGCCAUGGCACAAAAACUGCUUCCGAUGUGCCAAGUGUGGAAAAAGCCUAGAAUCUACAACCCUAACUGAAAAAGAGGGAGAAAUCUAUUGUAAAGGUGAGGAAAGAAAGAAAGAUCACUUGUUUGUGGUUCAAG
Messenger RNA from Merops nubicus (carmine bee-eater), 566 nucleotides. RefSeq names its product cysteine and glycine-rich protein 2 (gene CSRP2). The annotation marks the transcript as partial. Gene Ontology annotation, biological process: muscle tissue development; sarcomere organization. The transcript is spliced from 4 exons. Gene Ontology annotation, molecular function: actinin binding; structural constituent of muscle. The record is from RefSeq and is a predicted model, not a curated record. Lineage: Eukaryota; Metazoa; Chordata; Aves; Coraciiformes; Meropidae. Gene Ontology annotation, cellular component: Z disc; nucleus; cytoplasm.